Molecule: messenger RNA, 1445 nt
Organism: Ostrea edulis (European flat oyster)
Lineage: Eukaryota; Metazoa; Mollusca; Bivalvia; Ostreida; Ostreidae
Exons: 4
Coding region: 1-801 (266 amino acids)
Molecular function (GO): growth factor activity
Source: RefSeq, a predicted model, not a curated record
AUGACGGAAAGCAGGCUUUUCCUCUGUCUCGCUGCGUUGGUCAUUGCUGUCCGCGAGGGAGCAAUUCUCUCCCCUCAAGUGACAAUAGAACUUCAGAAGCUCGGGAUUGAAUCUAGUGAGCCCGUGCCCAGACGUCGGCCCGUUUCUGCGUACGUGCAACACGUGUUUAGUCAGUUUGAAGAAAAACAAGAUGAGUUACGGAUGUAUACUGAUAGGGAUCCACGGGUCCAGUUCUAUGAUCCGAUGUCCGAAUCUUCUGAUGGAAUGGUUGAAUUUGACUUAUCCAGGGCACCUGUUAAUGGACAAGUGGCAAAAAUAGAGAUUGCUUUCACGGGACACAUGCACCGGUUAUUCUCUGUUCAAGUAUCAUCGCCAUUUGACCUAUCUACUGAGGUUAAUACAUCGUAUACUGAGCAAGGACAUGUCGCUGAAAUCACAAACCUCGUUAUGAACCAAAUAUCGCAAACAACACUUAGAGUCUUUGUUGGAGUCAUCGGUACGGAGAACCGAGUACGACAUUUGAACCCAAUAUUGGCGAUUUUUUUGGAUCUAAAUGCAGCUGUUUUUCACUUACGCCAGAAGCGACUUGCUGUUAAUACAACAAAUUCUACUGUUACCCCGGAAUUGGCAGAAAGCCAUUCUUACUGUCGUCUGCAACCAUGGACAUUCAGUUUCAGUUCAGUGCAAUGGUAUCCUAGAUUUAUUAUUCAACCCGAGAGCUAUCGAGCAAACAGGUGUGUGGGAGAGUGUCCUCCCACACUGAUAGACAGGGGAACAAGGUUUAAUCAGCUGACUAGAUAGUUCUGAAGAAUUGGAAAUAGGAAUUAUUCAGCUGAUGUAUAGCGCUACAUAUACCGGUAGAUUGUUCUGAAGGAAAGGCUUGAGCACUUUGUUCAGGUGAAAUAGAUGACAGUGAAGGAAACAGUCAUUAGAUGUACCACGAAAGCAUCAUUGUCACCGAAAGAAAUUCAGUAGAAUCAGUCUGACAAAUUACAGCAUUGUAAUUUAACAGUAAAUGCAAAAAUCAUAGGCAAAAAUUACAUAUUUUUCCAUGACGAUGCUAUUUCUAGACAGUUACUAAAAUAUCCUUUAUAUAAAUUUCAUAUAUUUCACACAUGAUAAGAACAGGUAUCAUUCAAUGUUAAUACCUGACAAAAUCAGACAACAGUCGAAACGCAUAGUACACUGUACAUACAACAUUUUCAUAUUCUUUGUGUAGUAUUACAGUCAUUUUACAAUCUAUUACAGUCAAUAUUUUUAGACACGUGGUGUACGUAGUCAUAUUUCUAAAUUUUUGUUGUAUGCAAAGUAAAUAUUUCUAGACUUGUGUUGUAUGCACAGUAAAUAUAUCUAUAUAUGUGAUAUAUGGAGUCAAUAUUGUCAGACUUGUUGUGUUAUAUAUACGAUUAAUAUUUGUGUUGUUUUUACAUUAAACAUUUCCAGAU